Molecule: messenger RNA, 1032 nt
Organism: Parathielavia appendiculata
Lineage: Eukaryota; Fungi; Ascomycota; Sordariomycetes; Sordariales; Chaetomiaceae
Product: N-acetyltransferase-like protein
Exons: 2
Coding region: 91-855 (254 amino acids)
Molecular function (GO): acyltransferase activity, transferring groups other than amino-acyl groups
Source: RefSeq, a predicted model, not a curated record
UUAUCCAAGGCUGUUUUCUGCAGGAUCGCUUUUACUCUCUCCUCAGUUGUUACGACGGCCAUUUCGAGGCCCGAGAACACUGAGCAAGCAAUGCCUUCAAACCCCUGUAUUCGCGUCCGCGAAGCGACGCGAGACGACAUCGGUGCCAUUGUCGACAUCAAUUUUACGGCUUUCGAUGACAAUGUCAUGAACCGACUGAUGUACCCAGGCGGUGUCACUGCCGACGUCAAGGCAAAAUACGCUUCUAAGCUCUUCCCCCAGGACAAUGCAGGAACCCCAGCGAACGAGGGACAAACUGUUCUCUGCGUUGCCGAAUACCUGCCAGAGCCUACUGACGGGCCUGGGGAGAUUGUUGCCUUUGCGAGAUGGCUGCUUCAACGUGAGCCGCGCACCGAGGCAGGAUGGAAGGCGAAAGAGUUUAACGCAACGACCGAGACAUGGGGCGAGGGUUGCGAUGUGGCUGUGGUCAACGCCUUUAUCGGCGAAAUGACACGGAUUCAACGCGAUCAUGCCCAAGGUGAAGCAGCACUGUAUCUCAGCCUUCUCGCAUGCAGCCCAACCCGGCAGCGGCUGGGAGCCGGCUCGGCGCUCUUGAAGUGGGGUGUCGAUCUUGCCGACAGCCUUGGGCUCCCUUCCCGAGUCGAGGCCUCUCCUGCCGGCUAUCGCCUCUACAAGAAGUUCGGCUAUGAGGACGUCGAUGUGCUGGAUCUCAAGGUCACCGACACCUGGGGCGUGGUUAACACAGACGGAAGCGAUUGGGGUGCCAACAACGCCGUGUCUCUUGCAGGCCCAGCUCCUGACGGGGUUGUGCGCAGCGUAAUCAUGAGGCGGCCACCUCGGAAGGCCGCCAUCUGAGCAGUAACGUUAUGCAAGGCAAAAACAAGUCAGGGCACACGAAGAUUCCGCGGGCAAGCCAUUUGUCACCACUAUGCACUCAGCCUCAUUUUCGGUCGCUGGGAGCCGCCCAACCGUUACAGUCCAAGCGGCAACCUGCAGGGUGGCACGAUGCUGUGUUUCAUUGGCAAGGUAGUC